ACCGCGGGCGUCGCGCCGAGUGCGCCUGCGCGGAAGCUCCCGGAAGUGGCUGGACCCAAAGCGCAGGCCGGGCGCACGUCCGUCAGCCAGUCCAGUCCGCCGGUGGGCCGGUCCGUCGUCCCGGUACUCCGCGCGCCUCGGCUCUUGUCGCCGUCCCGCGGUCUCUUCGGCCCUAAGGGCGGCCGAGGCGCUCGCCAUGGCGACGUUCAUUUCAGUACAGCAGAAAAAGACCUCGGAGGUGGACCUGGCCAAGCCGCUGGUGAAGUUCAUCCAGCAGACGUACCCGAGCGGCGGGGAGGAGCAGGCCCAGUACUGCCGCGCGGCGGAGGAGCUCAGCAAACUGCGCCGCGCCGCGCUCGGCCGCCCGCUGGAUAAACACGAGGGCGCGCUCGAGACGCUCCUGAGAUAUUAUGAUCAGAUCUGUUCCAUUGAACCCAAAUUCCCAUUUUCUGAAAACCAGAUCUGCUUGACAUUUACCUGGAAGGAUGCUUUUGAUAAAGGUUCACUUUUUGGAGGAUCUGUAAAAUUAGCUCUUGCAAGCUUAGGAUAUGAAAAGAGCUGUGUGUUGUUCAAUUGUGCAGCCUUAGCUAGCCAGAUUGCAGCAGAACAGAACCUGGAUAAUGAUGAAGGAUUGAAAAUCGCUGCUAAGCAUUACCAGUUUGCUAGUGGUGCCUUUUUACAUAUCAAAGAGACUGUUUUGUCUGCCUUGAGUCGAGAGCCUACUGUGGACAUAUCUCCAGAUACUGUUGGGACCCUCAGUCUUAUCAUGCUGGCACAGGCCCAAGAAGUAUUUUUUUUAAAAGCUACAAGAGAUAAAAUGAAAGAUGCCAUCAUAGCCAAAUUGGCUAAUCAGGCUGCAGAUUAUUUUGGUGAUGCUUUUAAACAGUGUCAGUACAAAGAUACUCUUCCCAAGGAGGUGUUUCCUGUCUUGGCUGCAAAGCACUGUAUCAUGCAGGCCAAUGCUGAGUACCACCAGUCAAUCCUGGCAAAACAGCAAAAGAAAUUUGGAGAAGAGAUUGCAAGGUUACAGCAUGCAGCUGAAUUGAUUAAAACUGUGGCAUCUCGCUAUGAUGAAUAUGUCAAUGUGAAGGAUUUUUCUGACAAAAUCAGCCGUGCCCUUACUGCAGCAAAGAAGGAUAAUGACUUCAUUUAUCAUGAUCGAGUUCCAGACCUUAAAGAUCUAGACCCUAUUGGCAAAGCCACACUUGUGAAAUCUACCCCAGUCAAUGUACCCAUCAGCCAGAAAUUCACUGAUCUGUUUGAGAAGAUGGUUCCUGUGUCAGUGCAGCAGUCAUUGGCUGCCUAUAAUCAGAGAAAAGCUGAUUUAGUUAACAGAUCGAUUGCUCAAAUGAGAGAAGCCACCACUUUGGCAAAUGGGGUGUUAGCUUCCCUUAAUCUUCCAGCAGCAAUUGAAGAUAUAUCUGGAGAUACUGUACCUCAGUCUAUAUUGAACAAGUCCACAUCUGUAAUUGAACAAGGAGGCAUCCAGACUGUUGAUCAAUUGAUUAAAGAGCUCCCUGAGCUUCUGCAAAGAAAUAGAGAAAUCCUUGAUGAGUCAUUAAGAUUGCUGGAUGAAGAAGAAGCAACUGACAAUGAUUUAAGAGCAAAAUUCAAGGAACGCUGGCAAAGGACACCAUCCAAUGAACUCUAUAGGCCUUUGAGAGCAGAGGGAACCAACUUCAGAACUGUUUUGGAUAAAGCUGUGCACGCAGAUGGACAGGUAAAAGACCGUUACCAGGCUCACCGGGACACCAUCGCGCUCCUGUGUAAGCCAGAGCCAGAGCUGAAUGCUGCCAUCCCUUCAGCAAAUCCGGCAAAGACCAUGCAGGGCAGUGAGGUUGUAAGUGUCUUAAAAUCCUUAUUGACAAAUCUUGAUGAAGUAAAGAAGGAAAGAGAAGGGCUGGAGAAUGACCUGAAAUCAGUGAAUUUUGACAUGACGAGCAAAUUUUUGACUGCUCUGGCUCAAGAUGGUGUGAUAAAUGAAGAAGCUAUUUCUGUUACUGAACUGGAUCGAAUCUAUGGAGGUCUUACAACUAAAGUCCAAGAAUCUCUAAAGAAACAGGAAGAACUUCUUAAAAAUAUUCAGGUCUCACACCAGGAAUUUUCAAAAAUGAAACAAUCUAACAGUGAAGCCAACUUAAGAGAAGAAGUUUUGAAGAACUUAGCUACUGCAUAUGACAACUUUGUUGAACUUGUAGCUAAUUUGAAGGAGGGCACAAAGUUUUACAAUGAACUGACUGAAAUGCUCGUCAGGUUCCAGAACAAAUGCAGUGAUAUAGUGUUUGCACGGAAGACAGAAAGAGAUGAACUCUUAAAGGACUUGCAACAAAGCAUUGCCAGAGAACCCAGUGCACCUUCAAUUCCUACCCCGGCCUAUCAGUCCUCUCCAGCAGGGGGACACACGCCAACUCCUCCGACUCCAGCACCGAGAACCAUGCCGCCUACUAAGCCCCAGCCCCCAGCCCGGCCUCCACCUCCUGUGCUUCCAGCAAAUCGAGCUCCUCCUGCUACUGCUCCAGCCCCAGCCCAAGCUCCAGCUCCAGCUCCAGCCCCAGCAGGCACUGGGACCACUGCACCAGCUCCAUCACAGACUCCUGGUUCAGCUCCCCCUCCACAGGCCCAGGGACCCCCGUACCCCACCUAUCCAGGGUAUCCUGGGUAUUGCCAAAUGCCCAUGCCCAUGGGCUAUAAUCCAUACGCAUACGGCCAGUAUAACAUGCCAUAUCCACCAGUGUAUCACCAGAGCCCUGGACAGGCUCCUUACCCAGGACCCCAGCAGCCUUCAUACCCUUUCCCUCAGCCCCCACAGCAGUCUUACUAUCCACAGCAGUAAUAUGUCAGCUCAGAAGCUCAGCUGGUUCAGUUCAAAGGGAAAGAAAUACCAUCCCUGCAAUAAAUGUACUAAACUCUACGCUCUGGUUAAUAUAACAUACUCUACUAUACCGAAUGCAGUGUAUAAUUUCUGUCUGCGGCUAAAAGCUGUGCCCCAGUUCCACAUUUGAUUGCACAUGUGAGAUUUGCUGCUGUUGCAGUGUAAACACUAGGUAUAAUAGGAUUUGAAAUAAAUUACACUAUGGUUCAUAAAAGUUGAAAAUGAGAAAUUAAACCCACACUUGAAAUGUUUGAAAUUAUUAUGUCUGCAUAAGACAUGAUUGGAAAAUCAGUUACUUACAAUGAUGGUUUAAGUACUGAUAUUCAAGAAAACUCAGUUUUCUUUCUCUUUUUUGGUUUAUUGAUUUGGUCUAAUUUUCAUUAUGCUAUUUUGCAUAAUCAAAACAUUGUAAAUCUUAUAAUUUAAAAAUAAAUUCCUUAAGAACAGUUGUCAUUGUUAUGUUUUGUCAUUGAUUCUCAUUACUGUCUAAUUUCUUUCUGAUAUUAGUCUCUCAUUUUAUAUGUACAUAAGUUGAACAGAUACCGUGUUAAGUGCAUGAUUAGUACAAGUUAAUAGGUUCAAGUACAUUUUAUAGGCAAACCAAAAGAAUAAUACCGUAAUUUAUCUUUCAUAUGCUGAUGAGUAAUUUUGACAUUUAUUUUGAAAAAUCCUAUAAUGUGGAAUAAACACAAUUGCUACCAAAGAUUCUUCAAAUAAAUAUGUGUAUUUAAUGUUUUAUUAUUAGCUUCUCCAAGAAAUGGAUACAAAUUCUGGUAAUAUUUUUUUUUCUUUUUUCAUGACCUGGUUAAAAUAAAUACAUGUCACUAAUAAUGUAAUGGAAUUUGUUUGAAGAAAAUUUACUGUACCCUUCAAUUCCUUUUUCUCACCUUAAUGUCCUAGCCUAGUAACAUUUAAUGCACAAUGUGUAUGAAUAGAUGUAAACCCUUUCAUUUUUAUGCUCCGAAAAGAUCAGACUAUUUUAUAAUUCAGGGAGUGCACAAAACAGUUGUUGGGAGCACAUGCCAAUUCUGGAAUAGGCUGUGUAUUUAAUACUAGUCUCUGCUGUUAGGAUAACUCAUCACUGUAUAAACUUCAGUGAGGCUUGCCUAGUGGAAUGCAUAGAUAUGCAUCAUGGAAUGAGAAGAGAAAGGAAUGAGUUGCCUGAUGUCACAGUCAGAUCUGUGCUGUGUGAGGUUCAUUUCUGAAUACACCAGAGCAGAUUUCCAAUGAAUCUGUUUAUUUUUCCCAUUUUAACACUGACCUUUCCUUGCCAUGUUGUUUCCUUUAAAUAAUAUACUGUUAGUUGGUCUGCUUCUGUUUUCAUUUUGACAGUUUGGGUUUAUCUUUUAAAUGUUGGACUGAAGGUGUGAUUGUAAAGGGAGUGAAUUGGUUUAAAAUAUAUGUAUACUUUAAAAAAUCUUUGUUGUUAUAUGUAGAAAACUUGAAGGCAUGCUACUUCAAUAUAAAUAACUUUUACAUAGAAUACAGAAAUUGGUUUAAAGUUGAGUAGUUAAAACCUUGGUAAACUAUUUUUACAUAUUAUAGCUAAGUUUUAUUAAUGUGGAAACAUCAGAGUGUGACAUGGGCUUGUUUGACUCUUGUGUAAAUGGCAUUUAAAUUCCUCAUUCGUAUCACUCAAGGUAUUAUUAGUAACAUGAGAUACUCAGUGAGAUUAGGGGCAUUCUAAAUUGCCAGUUUAUAAUUCUCACUAAUGCAGAAAAAAACAAAAAACAAAAGUGGCCUGAAUAUUCUCUUGGGGAAAGAAGACACCAAAGAAAAGAGUAAGUGCAUCUGAGGGCCAAGAGAGGUUACCAGGCCAUUUGGCCCAUUGCCUGUGCUGAGCUAGGCCUCCUCUCAGAGAAUCAUGGGAAGGUUGGACAGAAUCUUUAGGGAAGGAGUCUCCCCAGGCGCCAGGGCCACCUCCCCAGCACACCCAACUUGCUCAACUCGUUAGCAAACCCAGGCCCAUUCCCUCUUGUCAGUUCAUUCAUCCUUUGAUGAGUUGUUUGGGGAUGCCCUCUUGGUCACCUGUGUUUAGGUACAGAUGACCAAAUUCAUGCAGCUUGAUUGCCGACUCUGUCUUCAGAGGGCCAUCUCAUUUCAUUAAGGUGGCUCAUGGAAAGAAGUUUCUCUUGGGUCUAUUUUGCAUUCUGGCAAACAAGAAGGAAGCCCUCACUGGGAUUAUUUUUGUCACCAAACUUUUAUUCCUUUGCUUAACUUUUUAUAUUCCACAAAAUACCCUAAAAAGUCGUUAUGUGUAAUGUGUAAUGCUUUGCAUUUAGAGGUAUGAGAGUGUCACUCUGGCUCAGGUGUAUUGUAAUAAUGUUUAUAAUUAGGCUUUUAGAUUAUCUUCCUAAGCUAAAGAAAGGACACUAUUCUUAUGUUUAUUUAUGUUGGGCUUUGGAAUACUAUUUUGAAAUGACCUAUACUUGAAGUGAUGAAGCUCUGUGUAGAUGAGCUGGUCUGAAGUGGGGGAAAAAAAACUAACUUCUUUUAUUUCUUAUUCCUAGUUGGAGACAGUUGGCUUGACUUCUCUGUCUGGUGUAACGUACUGGUCUACUCCUGUGCCCCUUGGUCUUUGUUCUCAUUUAAGAAAAAUAGUCAUAUGUCACUGUGUACCCAACUUCUUUGCAAUUUAUAAUCUCCUCCUCCCCAAAUCUAAGUAAUCACAGAAAAGAAGAUUUCACAGAGCCGUCUGUCCCUGAUUUUCUAUCCCAGUCAGCAGCCUUUCUGGUCAAAGCAGAUUUAAAAAAUGUUUUCCAUUAGAGCUUUACAGUUUGCAAAAGUGCUUUGUGGACGUUUUCUAAACAUGGCAAAAUACAGUUUGUUAAUUAGGUUUCAAUUGGCUAAUGGGGAAUUUUUCUUUUUUUUAAUGAUCCAGUAUAUCUUGGAAGAAUCUUGCUGCAACCCAAUGGCAUCUCCCCCCCUCCCCUUUGGACACUUCUGCAAUUAUUAGUUGAUUCACAGUACAAAACAGGAUACAAAGUAGGAGGAAAACAGUGCUAUAGCAUUAUAAUUACUAGUUAAAAAUAGACUUUAGAACUAAGUGGUUGAUUAUAAGAUUUACAUGGAAAGCAAAGAAGGAAAAAUUAUAUUUUUAAAGAAAAAGAGAAUAUUCAGGCUUUAUUUCUGGUAUGAAGUUUAUAUUUUUAAAAAAAUCCUAUAUUAUCACACCAGAGAUUUUAGAUUUCUUUUCUGGUUACAAGCAUUGCUGGUAGUUGGAUUAUAUUUUUAUUGUAUUCAUUUCUCUUAGGGGGAAAAUUGUAAAGAAAACAAAAGGUUCCAGAUGAAAUGUAUCCUAGAAAUAAAAGUUGAAAGAUUCUUA
Molecule: messenger RNA, 6197 nt
Organism: Sus scrofa (pig)
Lineage: Eukaryota; Metazoa; Chordata; Mammalia; Artiodactyla; Suidae
Gene: PDCD6IP
Product: programmed cell death 6 interacting protein
Biological process (GO): mitotic cytokinesis
Cellular component (GO): endosome
Molecular function (GO): protein binding
Source: RefSeq, a predicted model, not a curated record